This is a messenger RNA of Etheostoma cragini (Arkansas darter), 3608 nucleotides long. RefSeq names its product SMG8 nonsense mediated mRNA decay factor (gene smg8). The coding region runs from base 112 to 2868 and encodes 918 amino acids. Lineage: Eukaryota; Metazoa; Chordata; Actinopteri; Perciformes; Percidae. The record is from RefSeq and is a predicted model, not a curated record. The transcript is spliced from 5 exons. Gene Ontology annotation, biological process: nuclear-transcribed mRNA catabolic process, nonsense-mediated decay.
UGGGAACUGUAACGCAUAUGUUGUAUCUACUCGGACAUUUUAGUUUACAAAACCGGAAAUGUGUGCGUCGUUGUUUUCGUUCCCCCGAAUUUCAAGAUAAAGGAGGUAAACAUGUCUUUCCCUGUGAGUAUCGGGGCUCUGCUUAAAGCAGACCUCCAGGAGGACGCUGCCAGCCGGGACGAGGGCUUGUGUGUUGUCGGUAUUUUUGGUAAAAGCAACAUGCAACCCGGACCACCGAAGGAGUCUUUUAUCAACAAUUUGGCGGACAAACACAUCUUCUCGCUGUUCGACGGACCGGAAGACGGCGGCACCGCGGACAGCCACAUCCAGGCCUUCUACAGCCAGGAGAGCCGGGUGCUGUACCUGCUGCUGUCCUCCGUCUGCGACAGCCGGCAGCUUCUGCGGGCCUGCGAGUCUCUGAGCGCCGGCACCGGCCACUCCGACGCCCACGACUUCUGGAAGGGCCUGGACCGACAGCACUGCCUCCAUCUGCUCUACAUGUUCUCCGUGUGCCACGUCCUCCUGCUCGUGCACCCCAACCAGACCUUCGAUGUGACCUACGACCGGCUCUUCAGAGCCCUGGACGCCCUGCGACAGAAGGUGCUGCCUCUGAUCCGGGCUGCCAUCAAAGACUGUCCGGUGUCCAAAGAGUGGAAGGUGAACUGUCGGCCCUGCCCUCCACGCCUGCUCUUCGUCUUCCAGAUGAACGGCUCUCUGAAGGUCUCUGCAAACGGUUCAGAGUCUGGGGGAAACCCAGACAAGCCCAAAAAGCACUCCCCCAGGAGGAGGUUGCAGCAUGCCCUGGAGGACCAAAUUUAUCGGAUCUUCCGUAAAAGCAGAGUCCUGACCAACCAGAGCAGCAACUGCUUGUUCACCGUGCCCGCCAACCAAGCGUUUGUGUACGUGAUACCGGCAGUAGACGAGGACCCUCUGGGGGCCCUGCUUGGUCAGCUGCGGUCCAACUGCAUCUUGUGUGAACAAGACACGGUCACGGUGGUGUCAGGGCCGAGGCGUUAUCAGCAGAUGAGACGUUCUGUUCGGCAGUCCAGCUGCGGCGGAGACCCAGGCAGCAUGUCGAUGGGGGGUCAGCUGGUGGACUACAGCCUGAAGGAAUUCCUCUGGCAGCACGUGGAGCUGGUGCUCACCAAGAAAGGCUUUGACGACAGCGUCGGCCGCAACCCACAACCUUCCCACUUUGAGCUGCCGACCUACUCCAAAUGGGUCCAGGUCGCCUCCAGACUCCACCAAGUCCUGAUUAGCAACACAGAAGAAGAAUUAGCCGAGCUAGCCGCGAAAGUGCAAGGCCAACUGAAGGUUUUGGAGGCUUUUCUCGAUGCUGACGCAAAGUUCUCUGAGAACCGGUGCCAGAAAGCUCUGCCACUGGCUCACAGCGCCUACCAGUCCAACCUUCCCCAUAACUACACCACCACAGUGCACAAAAACCAGCUGGCGCAGGCUCUGCGGGUGUACAGCCAGCAUGCCCGAGGAGUUGCUUUCCAGCGCUACGCUCUGCAGCUUCACGAGGACUGCUACAAGUUCUGGAGCAACGGCCACCAGCUGUGUGAGGAGCGAAGCCUGACAGACCAACACUGUGUUCACAAGUUCCACCUACUGCCUCAGCCAGGAGAGAAGCCAGAUCUGGAUCGCAAUCCACCAAUCAUGAACCACAACAGCAGGGGGCGCUCCACCAGCUCCUGUAACUGUGGCAGGAAACAGGCUCCUCGUGAGGAUCCGUUUGACAUCCAGGCUGCUAAUUAUGACUUCUACCAGAUACUGGAGGAGAAAUGCUGCGGGAAGCUGGAGAGGAUUGAGUUUCCGGUGUUCCAGCCCAGCACUCCUGACCCAGCUCCGGCCUGCAACCAAGCCCAGCGACUCCCAAGUGAGGCCUCGGGGUCUGGUGAGGCGGAGAGGCUGAAGGAGCCCAGCACUGCUCAGAGCCACACACCUGGAGACCCCAGCCUCAGCCUGGCUCUCAGUCUAGGCCAGUCCACAGACAGCCUGGGGCCCUACGCGGACGGAGAUGGCACCGAAACCCAAGUCCAGCAAAAGAGGCCGAGCCUUGUUGACCGCCAGCCCUCCACUGUGGAGUAUCUCCCGGGUAUGAUGCACUCCGGCUGCCCCAAGGGCCUGCUACCCAAGUUCUCCAGCUGGUCGCUGGUCAAACUGGGCCCAGCCAAGUCAUACAACUGCCACACCGGUCUGGAACAGCCAGGCUUCCUACCCGGCUCCUCCUUCCUCUUGCCGUGGGACUUGGUGAUCCGCUCUCGGUCCGAGGAGGACACCGGACUGACGGAGCCUUUGGAUGGAGGCACCUCUUCGUGGCCAGCCCCAAACAAGACCCUGGUGGGAAAGCGAGGGAGCACCGGAGGGCUCGGUAGGGGUCGCAGGAGGGAUGACAUGGCUCGGAUCUUUGUGGGGUUCGAGUAUGAAGACAGUAGAGGAAGACGCUUCAUCAGCUGCGGGCCGGAUAAGAUAGUGAAGGUGCUGGGGCCAGGGGGCGCCAAAGAACCCGCAACGAGGGUGCUAAACACCGACAUGCCGCUGAACAUCCAGUCCCCUUCACAGGGCCGCGGCCUGAAGCCUCACUUCGCCCAGCUGGCUCGCCUUUUUAUUGUGGUGCCGGACGCUCCACUGGAGGUUACCCUCAACCCACAGGUAAUGCCCGGUCCCCCUCCCUGCCCAGUUUUCCACCCAGAGAAGACCGAUAUAGUGUUGCCACCUGAUGGCCUUUGGGUUCUGCGGUUCCCUUAUUCCUACGCAACAGAUCGCGGCCCCUGUUACCCCCCCAAAGAGAACCAACCACUCAACAACUACAAGGUGCUGCGAGGCAUCCUGAAGGCCACGACUGCUAACCCUCCACCACAGUAAACCUAAACCUUUCACAGCGUGAAGGCUUUAUUAUUUAUUCACACUUCCCGAUGUAGGCUGAGAAUGUUUUUUUUUAGUCCGUGACCCCCCAGACCUCAUCUGGUCAAAAUCUGGUUGGAUUUCCUUUUAAAGAGCUGUUGAUAGUCACAGUACCUGCACAUUAAAUCCCAUUGAUUUUGAUGAUCUCUACAAGUUUUGUUAGGAGAAUAAUUUAAACAGAUUUACUUUCAUGCUCCCAGAAGACGAACACAUUCGGCAGUGCCAUCCAGACUUAAGACUUUAACCCCCCCCAUUUCUGUAACUUUCUAUGGCCAGCUUACCUUAUGGUUUUGGACAAAAACUCUUUAUACCCCAUACAAACUCAAACACCAAGUCAAGGUUUACAGGUUUUGUAAAAGCAUAAUGUGGACGUGCUGUAGCAAAUCAUAAAGUCAGCAGCAGUGAGCUAGAGUAGCUAAUAAAACAGAGGCUAAAGUCGAGAGUCCGUAAUUACGCUGAACUACUGUGUUCUGCAACACUUUACUGCACCUAUUUAGCAUUUAUUAGCACUAUAUAAACAUUUAAUAAACAGUCUAUAACACACUAUAAUGUAGUUGUAUUCAGAUAUAAGUGUUUAUUAAUCUAUUUGUAAACAACCUCUUGUGGCUGCUGUACAAACAGAAGUUAUGACAAUAACGUGCCAUAGUAGGAAAUAUCUUCAGAGGAGAAGUUAUAAUUGCUUAUGAAUAUUGUACAUUAAU